Musa acuminata AAA Group (dessert banana) is the source of this 1320-nucleotide messenger RNA. RefSeq lists its product as uncharacterized. NCBI's taxonomy places the organism in Eukaryota, Viridiplantae, Streptophyta, Magnoliopsida, Zingiberales, Musaceae. Gene Ontology annotation, biological process: DNA integration. Gene Ontology annotation, molecular function: nucleic acid binding. The coding region runs from base 1 to 1320 and encodes 439 amino acids. The transcript is spliced from 2 exons. The record is from RefSeq and is a predicted model, not a curated record.
AUGGUGAAAUACCUGGCACGGGUAAGGGACCUCACAGCCAAAUUCUCUUAUUUUACGUUAUCUAAUGUUCCGAGGGAGGAGAACGAGCGAGCCGACGCGCUAGCUAAGCUGGCGUCAAAGCCGACCCCCGAAGCAUUGCCGGAGGUCGAGGAGCUCCCUGCCCGUGCCAUCGAAGUAGCGGCUACGGCCCCUGGCAGCGCGCCGAUCACAUGGGUACAAGAGCUGCUACGCUUCAAGGGGGAUGGGACCCUUCCCCACGACGAAGUUGCAGCUCGGCGCCUGCGUUGUACACAUGCAUGGUACACCGAGGUGAGUGGGCAGCUCUAUAGGCGGUCCUUCACCUACCCCCUCCUUCGAUGCUUGGAGCCUGACGAAGCCCGAAUGGUCUUGGCCGAGAUCCACGAAGGAGUCUGCGGAGAACACAUCGGCGGGCGAACCUUGGCACACAAAAUACUCCGCCAAGGUUACUACUGGCCGACCAUGUGCCGGGACGCGAAAGCUUACGUACAGUGGUGUAGUUCGUGCCAAGAACAUGCCCGCGCACCCCGGCAGCCUGCGGUCUCGCUCAGCCCCAUCGAUUGCGCGUGGCCGUUCACGCAGUGGGGUUUGGACCUGCUUGGACCUUUCCCACCGGCUUCGGGGCAAUGGAAGUACAUCAUCAUGGGAGUGGAUUAUUUCACAAAGUGGGUCGAGGCCGAGCCAUUGGCGACAAUCACGGAACACCAAAUGGAGAAGUUCGUGUGGAGAAACCUAGUAACUCGGUUCGGGUUGCCCGAAACCAUUAUUACGGAUAACGGACCUCAGUUCGCCGGUAGAAGGUUCCGGGAGUUCUGUGCCAGUCAUGGCAUCCAGCUAAGGUUCAGCUCGGUGGCCCACCCUCAGACGAACGGGCUGGCGGAGGUAACCAAUAGCCUGACGUUCGGAACCGAAGCUGUCCUUCCGCCCGAGGUAGCCAUUGCCACCCUACGGAUAGGAGGCUAUGACGAAGAAGUCUCGAACGAAGGACUUCGAGCCGCCCUCGACCUGCUGGAGGAGCAGCGCGCCGAUGCACACUUAAAAGCCCUCUCUUAUAAAAGGGCCAUCGCAAGGGUCUACAAUAGGAAGGUACGACCCCAACCAAUCAAGUUAAGCGACCUAGUCUUACGCAAGACCGAGGUAAGUGACCCGACCCGAGCAAUGGGAAAGCUGGCCCCCAAAUGGGAGGGACCUUAUCGAGUCGUCGAGGUAGUCCGACCGGGUACAUACAGGCUCGAGACGAUGGACGGUUCUUCUUUGCCAAGAACAUGGAACGUCCAGAACCUUAAGAAGUUUUUCGUCUGA